AUGUACACGAAACUCGCUCUUUUCUCCAUCGUGGUUGCUAUCGUUGCCGCAGUUCCCACUCCUGGUGGCGGCGGACACAAACACGUGACUAUCCACGUACCCUACAAGGUUCACACUAUCCACCACCACCACGUGUCUAAAGUACAUGUACCAGUGCACGUACCUGUUGUCAAGGAAGUGCCUGUGAUCAGAGAAGUACCGGUAUACAAGCACGUGCCUGUGCCCAUAGUACAGCACGUGCCUUAUCCAGUGAUCAAGAAGGUGGAGGUUGAGAAGCAGGUGUUUGUGCCCGUACACUCUCAUCAUGAGGAGCACCACGGUUGGGAGAGCGAGUCGCUGUCGCAUGGCUGGCACUGA
Molecule: messenger RNA, 357 nt
Organism: Parnassius mnemosyne (clouded apollo)
Lineage: Eukaryota; Metazoa; Arthropoda; Insecta; Lepidoptera; Papilionidae
Source: the annotation of a GenBank genome assembly